Messenger RNA from Naegleria gruberi, 3034 nucleotides. RefSeq lists its product as uncharacterized. NCBI's taxonomy places the organism in Eukaryota, Heterolobosea, Eutetramitea, Acrasida, Naegleriidae. The record is from RefSeq and is a predicted model, not a curated record. The coding region runs from base 1 to 2949 and encodes 982 amino acids. The transcript has a single exon.
AUGCCAAGGAAAAGGAGUGUCUCUAGGAAGAAGAAAGCUCCAACAACAAUAACGGACAAUGAUAUUGAUGACAAUCCAGAAGAAGAAGAACAACAACAAAGGGAUACAGCCUCAUCAUCAUCAUCUUCGGAGGAGAAUAAUAAGGAAUCAAGUGCGGAAGAGACUGACAAGGAAAAAUCAACAAGUAAUAUCUUGAAGCAACAAGUGGACGAUAAUACAAUGCUGACUGAUGAAGACGGAGCAAGCACAGCUAAUAACACUUCUGUUGUCUUAGAUCCAAAUGAUCACGAUUUAUCGAGUAGUGAUGAAGGGAAGGAAGAUGAGAUUAAUCAUCCCACAACAACCUCUCCUCUUUUCAGAAGAAGAACCUCAACGGCCAAUAAGAACAAUAAUCAUCGACAAUCAUCAUCAUCUUCACCACCAGAGGAAACAGAUCCAACCUCUCCGUCUAGUCCCUCCACUCUACAGAUAGCAAACCAUUCCCCCUCUAAAACCAACACGACUACAUUAGCCUCCAAUACAAUAACAGCAGCAACUUCUGAAGGUAAUAACCACAAUUCACAAGAUGUUCUCAUUAAAAAGACAAGAACAACACGAAGAAAACCUCUACAAUCGCCCAUCACUAAGAAACAAGACGACAACAAUACUUCAGACAAUGAUGAAGACAAAACAACAACAAUAGAACAACCAUCAGAGUCCUCCAACGAAUCGAGUAGUACAUCCACAGCUGCUGCUGAUACAACAACAUCACUUGCUGAGGAGGAUAAUACAAACAACAAUCAGAUGGAAGACGAUGAUGCCUUCCUCACUCAUAAAUCAGACUAUGAUAGUGAUGAAGUUAUUAUUGAAACUCCAAAGAAGACCAGAGCCAACAAAAGAGGAAGAACACCACUUCCAAAAUCCACUACAAAGGACACAGACGAGCCAAAGAGUACAGAAGAGGCAACAAUCACAACAUCAACAACAUCGGAACCUUCAGCUGAUGAAAAGGAACAAAAAGAGAUGGACACUACAGAGGAAGAUACAACAACAACAUCAGUUGUAAAAAGAACACCAACGAGAACGAGAAUUACCAAGAGUACGAAAAGAAAAGCAGCAGCUGCUGCCUCUUCAUCGGAAAGUGACAGUGAUAAUGAGUCAACCAAAGGUAAAUCCAAACAAAGGAAACUUGAUUCUAGACCACAAAGAAAGAGAGGAAUGGAGACACCAGUUUCACAAAGAUGCAAUCCAACGACACCACAACCAUCUCCAGGUCUUGCAAGACCAAGAAAGUUGGAUGUUUCAAAAAAGUUGCUCAUCUUACGAGGAUCUGAUUUGAAAAACUUGGCAAGUUUGAAAAAGAAAGUAACUGCUGCAAUCAAUGAAGCAAAAAAGGCUGCCAAUAAGGCAAGCCCAAAACGACCUGAUUCAGAUGUGAGCAGAUUGUCAGGAAAUUUGACUGAUUUGGAUUUGAAACUUCUCACAGAUGAGAGUAUUUCUACUGGUACAGUCACUCUCAUUGAUAGUACAAGCCAAUCUAAUAAGAGGUAUUUCAGAGACGCUGACGAAUACGAUGAAUUUAAAGAGUUUAGAGAUGGGACAAUGAUACACAUUGAUAUUCCAAACGUUAGAAUCAUUGAGGAAGAGCCAGCAGGACCACCUUUUAAGAGAACUUCGGAAUUUAUCAAAUAUGAAGAUCCUGAUAGAUAUGAUCGUUCUACAUUAACUCUUAAUCCUAUCCCAGCUCAAGCUGAUUUUGACAUGUACAGUCAUAGAAAGAUUGACAUUUCUGUAGAGUAUAAUAUUGAGAGCGAAGAUGAAGAGUGGCUCAAUAACUAUAAUAAGGAUAGUAGGUAUCCUCUCUCAGAGAAGGAUUUUGAAUCAAUAAUAGCAUUAAUGAAUCGAGCCAGUAAGAAUGGAAAGUCGUGUUGGUUUUCUGUUGCUUCAGUGAUAGAGUUGAGCCGAUUUUUUGAUGUCAGGCUGGAGGAGCGUCACAUUGUACAAGUUAAAAAAUUAUGGGAAUCCAAAUACAACCCACAACACAAGUUGUUCAAGAGUGAAGAGCUUCAGAAACGAAUUGAAAAUGAAAAUUUACUCUAUGAAUACAUGUGUGUAAAACAACAAUUGAAUACAUACAAGGAAAGAGUAGAGCAAAUCAUGGGAAUUUCUGAACAAAAGAAGGAGCUUUUGGACAAACACUCAAAACUAAUGAAGAGAAAGAACUAUAGUGUCACAAAGGACUUUCCAAAAUUUGUAACCAAAUAUUCUAAAUUAACUUAUGAUGAAGAAACGGAAACCAAUUCAGAUGACGAUGAAUCCGGUGACAUUUCAAACAAAUUAGAGGAAGAGCAAAUCCUCAAAGACUCAUUUCCUGCCGAUCAAGUAGAAAUUGAACUUUUCAUUGCUGAAGAAAAAAAAGAGGAAGAAGAGAGAAAAAAAUCCAACCAAAAAGUAACAAAAUCGUGGAAGAACAAGGGGUGUGAUAAUCUGGAAGAGCAACACGAUGAAUCAACUCUCGAAAGUACAGAAUUCAACAGUAGUUCUAAUGAACCUUAUUCUCCACUGAGUUCAGUUCCCUCCUCUCUAGCUUCCCUAAUUAUUCCACCACUUCCUCCCAUUUUAACUAAGAAUUUAUCCAAUAUUCAAACACCUGAAAGUACCUCAACAAAUAUCGACACACCUACCUCUGCAAUUUCCAACUCGGAUGAUCUUCAUUCAACAAAGAGAAGGACCAGAAAAAAGAGAAUGGAUUCUGGGACUCCUACAUCUAAUGUUUCUCGCACUCCAACCUCUGCCUCGAAUAUGGAUUUUCAACAAUCAUUUGACGAAUCUUCCUCGCUGAUCUCAUCCCCAACUCCUUCUGAUAUUGUACCACCACUUCUAGAAGCUUCUUCUCCAUUACCAUCUCCCAAUAAUAAUGGUAACAUGAUGAGGCGAAGAAAAAAACGUUCUAAAAUUGUAAUCAAUUAAUCAAUUUAUUAAGCACACAUCUAGGUAUGCAAAUAAUGUGUUUUUAAUACAGUUUCACAUAAUAAAACACAUUACUUGUUUUUUU